Molecule: messenger RNA, 1387 nt
Organism: Zonotrichia albicollis (white-throated sparrow)
Lineage: Eukaryota; Metazoa; Chordata; Aves; Passeriformes; Passerellidae
Source: RefSeq, a predicted model, not a curated record
GCUGUUUGCUGCCAAGUGCAGCGGCUGCAUGGAGAAGAUCGCGCCGACGGAGUUCGUGAUGCGCGCGCUGGAGUGCGUGUACCACCUGAGCUGCUUCUGCUGCUGCGUCUGCGAGCGCCAGCUGAGGAAGGGGGACGAGUUUGUCCUCAAGGAAGGGCAGCUGCUCUGCAAAAGUGACUAUGAGAAAGAGAAAGACUUGUUGAGCUCGGUCAGCCCAGACGACUCAGACUCAGUCAAAAGUGAUGAUGAAGACGGAGAUGUUAAGCCCACCAAAGGCCAAGUAACCCAAGGAAAAGGAAGUGAUGAUGGGAAGGACCCAAGAAGACCUAAACGACCAAGGACAAUACUUACCACACAGCAGAGACGAGCAUUCAAGGCAUCCUUUGAAGUGUCUUCUAAGCCCUGCAGAAAGGUCAGAGAAACAUUGGCAGCUGAAACAGGGCUCAGUGUGCGAGUCGUCCAAGUCUGGUUUCAAAACCAAAGAGCAAAGAUGAAAAAGCUAGCACGAAGGCACCAACAGCAGCAGGAGCAGCAGAACUCGCAGCGACUAGGGCAAGAAGUAAUGUCCAACCGAAUGGAAGGGAUGAUGACAUCUUACACACCACUUGCACCACCACAGCAGCAGAUUGUAGCAAUGGAGCAAAGCAGUUAUGGCACAGACCCAUUUCAGCAGGGUCUUACCCCUCCACAAAUGCCAGGCGACCACAUGAACCCCUAUGGAAACGACUCCAUUUUUCAUGAUAUCGACAGUGAUACCUCUUUAACUAGCUUGAGCGACUGUUUUCUUGCCUCUUCCGAAGUUAACUCCAUGCAGGCUAGAGUAGGAAACCCCAUUGACAGGCUGUACUCUAUGCAGAGCUCCUAUUUCGCCUCAUGAAAGUAACGAGAACUAACAGCCGGCGUGCGUGUAGCCAGUGACUUUUCCAGUGCAGACUCUACAGCCAUAUGUUGCCCAGCUCUUCCUUCACAGUGACUCUGCUGCCUCUGGACUGCAAAGAGCAUUUUUUUAGGAAGACUGUCUCUGUUUGCAUAUAUGUGUAUGUAUGUACAUAUAUUUUAAUACCUACAUACAUACAUAUAUAGAGAGACAAAACACAUCCACCCGUCCCAUACCCUUGAUUCCCAGCUGGCGCCAGACCACGAGACAAGCACGGAAGGAACAGAAGAACCUGCUCGUCCUCAGCCUUUGAUCUGGUUUGGUUUGAGCUCAUCAUCUUAAAAGAAAUGGAUUUUGUGGAAAGCUAGACCUUUUCCUCCUCUCUCUUCUCCUUUCUUUUGGAUGUCUAAACUUUUUUUUUAGCCACUGAUACUGACAUCAGUCAACCAUAUGACAAAUAAAUCAAAGAAACUGGAGAUUCCUCCUUUUCUUACUGCAUGAUUCAUACUA